ACCACAAAUGCAACAUAUCAAGAUCGAAUAGCUGCGUUUGGUCCACGUCUUACUGACGAAGGCCUUUUUGGAUAUCUUAUAUCAGUAGAAACAAUUGAGGCCGACAACCAGAAAGGAUGUAAUAAGCUUAAGAAAAAACUUGAUAAUAAUAGUAUAGCACUUGUUGAACGCGGUCAGUGUUCUUUUAUCGAUAAAGUGCGAAACAUGCAAGCCUCUGGGGCUGUUGCCGUCGUAGUUGGAGAUAACGAACACAACGGUUUGAUCACUAUGUAUGCCACUGGGGAUACAUCUGACGUAAAAAUCCCAUCGGUAUUUGUUGCUCAAACUGAAUAUAGAGACCUCAGAUCUCUCUCACUUGUGGCUAAAGAACCUGUGGAAAUUCAACUACUUAAAGAUGAUCUUUUACAGUGGCCUUUAUUAGAUGUUAUCAUUGUAGUGAUUCUGUCACCAACUGUGAUGAUGAUUUUUAUAUAUGUUCUUUGGCGCAUUCGUCAGCGUCAAAGACGCAAACAAGAUAUCGCUCCUCAACAGGUUGUUGGAAAUCUUCCAACGAAAAUCUUUUAUCGCUCAAAAAGGCAAGAUAAUGAUCCACAAGAAUGUGUCAUUUGCUUAGAAGAUUAUGUGGAUGAGGAUGAACUAAGAAUUAUGCCUUGUAAACAUGAGUAUCACGUUAAAUGUAUCGAUAGUUGGUUAACCACAAGACAGAGAUUU
Messenger RNA from Dentiscutata erythropus, 711 nucleotides. The record is from the annotation of a GenBank genome assembly. NCBI's taxonomy places the organism in Eukaryota, Fungi, Glomeromycota, Glomeromycetes, Diversisporales, Gigasporaceae.